AUGUCGAUAAGUUCAGAAACCCGAUAUCUUCCUCUUUCUCUCCCGAUCAUUGACUUCACCAGCCGAGAUCUGAAACCAGAAUCGCCAGAGUGGGAUUCAGUGAGAGCUAGAGUCCGAAAAGCCCUAGAAGAAUACGGAUGUUUUGAGGCCUUGUUCGAUGGAGCUUCAGCGGAGCUAAGGAAGGCAGUGUUCGAGGCCUCGGAGGAACUUUUUGAUUUACCAUUGGAGACAAAACUGAGCACAAAAUCAGAUAAACUGAUUUACGAAGGUUACUUGACGAUUCCAACUAUGUCAUUAUACGAAGGUGUGGGCUUUUACGGUGUAGAUAAUCCUAAGGUUGUGGAUGACUUGACUCGCAAGCUUUGGCCUCAAGGCAACAUCACCUUCAGGAAGAAUGUUCAGUCGUUUGCGGAGAGGUUAAUAGAACUAAACGUGAAGGUGAGGACAAUGAUCCUGGAGAGUUUCGGGCUCCAGAAAUACAUCGAAGAACAUCUCAACUCAGCAAAGAACCAGGUUCAAUUACUUAAAUAUAAAGGACUUGACGAUAAUACAGAGGAGAAGGUAGGUUUUGACCCUCAUAUCGAUAGGCAGUUCCUCACCAUACUUUGCCAGAACAAUGUAGUAGAUGGCUUGGAGAUCAAAACCAAAAAUGGGGAAGAGUGGAUCAAAGCCAAGGCAUCUCAGGACACUUCUUUCCUUGUCAUGGCCGGGGGUUCUCUUCAUUUACUAUUGAAUGGUGGGGUGUUUCCUCCACUUCAUCGUGUGGUUAUAACAGGAAAGAAGGAUCGGUAUGUGGCUGGACUGUUCUUACCUCCUAAAGAAGGAGUGAUCAUUAAUGCGCCUGAGGAGAUAGUUGAUGAUGAACAUCCUCGUCUCUAUAAGCCUUUUGAUUUCGAGGCUUACUUGAAAUUCACCCACAUAAAUACCAAGGGGAGAGGUCUAUCUAAUCUACAGGCCUACUGUGCCCUUUAA
Messenger RNA from Microthlaspi erraticum, 972 nucleotides. Lineage: Eukaryota; Viridiplantae; Streptophyta; Magnoliopsida; Brassicales; Brassicaceae. The record is from the annotation of a GenBank genome assembly.